Dryobates pubescens (Downy woodpecker) is the source of this 738-nucleotide messenger RNA. It is a transcript of the gene LSM12, whose product is annotated as LSM12 homolog. The transcript has 5 exons. The record is from RefSeq and is a predicted model, not a curated record. NCBI's taxonomy places the organism in Eukaryota, Metazoa, Chordata, Aves, Piciformes, Picidae. Gene Ontology annotation, molecular function: RNA binding. Bases 89 to 679 code for a protein of 196 amino acids.
GCCCCGCCGCGCUUGGCCCAGCCGAGCCUAGCCGAGCCCAGCCGAGCCCAGCCGAGCCGCGGCGGCCGCUGCGGGCUGAGGGGAGAAGAUGGCGGCGCCGGGCGAGUACUUCAGCGUGGGCAGCCAAGUGUCCUGCCGCACCUGCCAGGAGCAGCGCCUGCAGGGCGAAGUCGUCGCCUUCGACUACCCCAGCAAGAUGCUGGCGCUCAAGUGCCCCUCUUCCAGUGGCAAGCCCAACCACGCAGACAUCCUGCUCAUAAACCUCCAGUACGUCUCAGAAGUGGAAAUCCUCAACGACCGCACGGAAACGCCUCCGCCGCUCGCGUCCCUCAACGUCAGCAAGCUUGCCAACAAAGCACGGACGGAGAAGGAGGAGAAGCUGAGCCAGGCAUAUGCAAUCAGUGCUGGUGUCUCUCUGGAGGGGCAGCAGCUCUUCCAGACCAUACACAAGACCAUUAAAGACUGUAAAUGGCAGGAGAAGAACAUCGUUGUGAUGGAAGAAGUCGUCAUUGCCCCUCCCUACCAGGUGGAAAACUGCAAAGGCAAAGAGGGCAGCGCCCUGAGUCACGUCCGCAAAAUCGUGGAGAAGCAUUUUCGGGACGUGGAGAGCCAGAAGGUGCUGCAGCAGCGCUCACAAGCACAGCAGACACAGAAGGAGACCUCUUCCCUCUCGUCCUGAGGCCGCCGCCCCCCGCGCCGGGGACCCCACCGCCCCCUCCCCCUGAACAAGCAACCUCU